AUGAAAUCAAAAGAUCUGCAGGAUGCAUAUUUGUAUGGCAAUAUUUUCAAGAUAGAAGUACAGAGAGCUAGACCACGUUCCGGUGAUGGAAAUAAAAAAAAUGCAACAUUUACUUACAAGAUUCGCUGCAAUGGUGUGAUGCGGAAAAUUUACAAAAAAGCACUCCUCUCUCUUCAUGGAAUCACAAAAGCAAGACUUGAGCGAUUGCAGAAGCACCUAAAUAUUACACGCGGAGCUCCUCCUAUAGAUAGCAGAGGAAAGCAUCUGUUCAGGCUUAAUAAACUACCUAAAAGCACUGAUGAAAAGAUACUCUUGGUUAUCCAAAAUACAAAUCACAUUAUAGUCUAA
This is a messenger RNA of Psylliodes chrysocephalus, 348 nucleotides long. Lineage: Eukaryota; Metazoa; Arthropoda; Insecta; Coleoptera; Chrysomelidae. The record is from the annotation of a GenBank genome assembly.